Homarus americanus (American lobster) is the source of this 9041-nucleotide messenger RNA. It is a transcript of the gene Ge-1, whose product is annotated as enhancer of mRNA-decapping protein 4-like. Gene Ontology annotation, biological process: deadenylation-independent decapping of nuclear-transcribed mRNA. The record is from RefSeq and is a predicted model, not a curated record. Gene Ontology annotation, molecular function: protein binding. The transcript has 25 exons. Gene Ontology annotation, cellular component: P-body. Lineage: Eukaryota; Metazoa; Arthropoda; Malacostraca; Decapoda; Nephropidae. Bases 110 to 4561 code for a protein of 1483 amino acids.
CACACCAGGUCCACCAGGUCUGACAACUUGUAUCUUAAUUUAAAAAAAAGUCUUGGUGGAACGAGUAGUAUUUAUUGGUUUUAUUAAUCAUAUUCACCUCUGUUUCAAAAUGGAAGCUGCGGGCUACAAAGAAGGUGCAUCUAUGCUGCAGGCUCUGAUGAAAACCACUGAACAAGGACAAACUAUUUCAUUUCGAGGGAAUGAUGAGCAGUGUAGCAGUGCGCUGUUUAGUUCAGAGGUGAAAGUGGAGGUCGGAAUCACGGAUCACACCUCUGGGUCGUCGGCAAUCACAACCCGUAACAUUACCAAUUAUCCUUGGGACCAUCAUUACCUCUCUGGCAGUUUGGUUGUUCAACACUGCACUGGAGACUACUUAGCCUAUGCUAUUAAAGCUCCCCAGAAAUCAAGUGGAAUGGUGCGUAUUAUUCAUUGCAAGUCUGGAAACAGAGGACUGGUCAAAAACAUAAGAGGCAUGCUACGUGACUUGGCCUUCGCUCAUCUCAGCAACAGAGUCGUCUUAGCAUUUACAGACCAGUUUGGAACGUUGUAUGUCUGUGAAGUUACCGAGUCAACAACAGAAGGAACAUUAAACACGGAAAUGUUGUUGGAAGUAAACAGUGGAACCGAUAAGGCGAGCGACUACCACCGUGUCAUAUGGUGCCCCUAUAUCCCCGAUGAACAGGGAAGUAAUGAUGAUGGCGAUGACCCAGCUUACCUCUUGGUGCUUACUCAUGGACCAUGUGCAGAAAUAUGGAAUGUGGGUGUUGUUCUACAAGAAUACGGUGGUGGACAGUUACGUCGAGAUCAAGUAGUUGCUGGUUACCAGCUUAUGGAACAACAUUCUGCACCCAUCACUGAUGCUGCCUUCAGUCCAGAUGGUACUGCCCUGGCAACAGCUGCACUUGAUGGCUACGUAAAAUUUUUUCAGGUGUACAUGGCUGAUGAAGAGAAAUCACCCCGCUGCUUACAUCAGUGGAACCCACAUGAUGGCAAACCCCUUUCAGCUCUUUUCUUCCUUGAUAAUCAUAAGCAUCACAGCCCAGAUGUACAGUUUUGGAAGUAUGCAGUAACUGGUGCAUGCAACAAUUCAGAACUCCGUGUUUGGUCGUGUGAAUCGUGGCAAUGUCACCAGACUCUUCGUUUUGUCCCAGCCCCAGAAGCCCCUCCACAGACCUCCCUCACAUUUAAGGCCGCUAUGGAUCCUUCAGCAAAUUUCCUCUUGCUCUCUGAUAUACACAGACGGGUUAUGUAUGUAAUUGUGGUAUACCAAGAUGGCAUAAGUGGUAGUGGAUGUGGAGGAGGCACUAGUGGACUGACUGGUGCUGGCGGAACCUUCCUUAUGAAGAAUGGGGGCGGUGGAGGUGGUAUUGCUCGACUAGUGUCGGUGUCUGAACUACCUGUCCAGUACCCUACUCUGUCUCUGUCUAUAACAGAUGCAGCCUGGAAACCCUAUAAACGGUGGAAGCAUGAUCAUGCCCAUGACCACUCCCAGAAUGCACACGAUGAUGAUGACGAUGAUGAUAAUGAUGGUGGAGACAAUGUUGAUGUUGUGGAUGGUGUUGUGAUGCGAUGUGUUCUGAUUAACACCAAGUCCCUACAAGAAGCAACUUUAAGAUUUCAGCCUGCCACCCCACUUACUGGACACUCAAAUAUUGGCUCCCUGGACCUUAGUGCAUCUCAAGAUUCAAUUGUGGUGCGUGAUGGUCUGACAGAUCUGAGUAUGAGCUUAAGUACAUCAGUGUCAGAGGUAGAAGGAACAGUGAGCGGUGAUGGUGGGGGGGUAGAAGAACAGCCACCACCACCACCUCUACCCGAUGCCCUGACUUCUCCACAGAGUUCCAGUCUCUCAUCACAGCACAGCACUCUGCAGACACCAACUGGCUCUCAGCCAGCAAUGAACCUCCUGACACCUGACUCAUUCAGCUCUCCACGUAAGCCUGAGGAUUCUGAUCACGCUGAAGAUGGUAGUGAAGACGGGUCCAUCCCAAACAAGGUCACUCCAGUCCCGACCACCAAGUUUGAUGUGCCCUUUGAAGAGUUUGCUGCCUUGUCAUUAUUGUUACGCUGUGGCUCAGGAAAUCUCAUGCCAUGUAGUGACUCUGAAAACAAUAGUGGCCUUAGUAUACUGGGUUCAGUUGUGGCUGGAUCGUCUAAAUCACCGCCCUCUGCUGUAUUACCACCUCCUCCCUCUGGCACUCCUUCACCACAAAGUCUUCAGGAUAAAGUUGAUGCCCCCCUAGCCACCUCUGAGGCAGCUGUGUCAACUGCUGUGGGACGAGUGGGUACCAGUGCAACAUCUUCACCGUCAUUAGAAGUCCAGCAGAUACUUCACUCGGAAAAUGGGAAGAGUGAGGAUUAUGCAGACGAUGAUGAGGAUAUGCAAGCUGGAGAUGAAGUUGAGAUGGCUGAAGAUGAUGAUGAUGAAGAAGAGGAGGAGGAGGACGAAGACGAAGAAGAAGAAGAAGAAGAAGUAGAAGAACGAGAAUCACAUCAACAGUCUCACUCCCACCCUCCUCCUCCUCCUCCUCCAUCUAUGCCAGAACCUCAACCCAUGCCACAGCCACCACCAUCCCUAGUAAAACCUCCCACAUCUAUACCAUUACCACCACCAUCUUUACCUCAACCAUCACCACCACCACCGUCAAUGCCACAGCCACCGGUAUCAAUGCCACAGCCACCAGUAUCAUUGCAAGAGCUACCAGUAUCAAUGCCACAGCCACCAGUAUCAAUGCCACAGCCACCAGUAUCAAUGCCACAGCCACCAGUAUCAAUGCCACAGCCACCAGUAUCAAUGCCACAGCCACCAGUAUCAAUGCCACAGCCACCAGUAUCAAUGCCACAGCCACCAGUAUCAUUGCAAGAGCUACCAGCAUCACUGCAACAGUCACCAUCAUCUAUGUCACAGUCAGUACCACAACUCCUAAAUACUCUACCACAAUUGUCUUUGAGGCCUGCACACCUUCCGAGAUCUUCACCUCCUCAGCAGCCACCAACUCAUGAUGCCCAGCAGACAACUUCACAACCUCUGGACAUUUUUGCUUCAGUGAAAUCAGUGAAAACUUUACCAGCUCAGCUAACCUGUGCUCAACUUGAAGCAGAGAUUAAAGGUGAAGCAGUCACCUCAGACUCCUCUGGCUCUUCAAAUUCCUCCACUCAUCAAAGUAAUCUUCAGUCCAAACGACCAAGGAACUGUAGUUCUAUGAAUUGUGAAACUAAGUCAACAAACAGAUGUGCCCCUGAUGUAAGAAACCCAGGCUGUAUUGACCAGAACCAGUUCAAUGGACCCAUAACCCCAGAAGUGAGUGCAGCAGACAUAGCAGAUUUGAAAAACCUGAUGGUUACCUGUGUCAACUUAAAUAGAGAGCAGAACAAGGAAGUAAUGACUCAAACUCGUAUGCUAACUAGCAAACUGGACACAGCAAUUUUGCAAGUUAAUCAGUUGGCCAAACAGGUUGAAGAGAUGAAGUCAGCUCAGGCACAAGUCCAAAUGGAGGUGCCUCAUAUUGUGGCUGCUUCACUAAGGCCUCUGGUGGAGUCUACUUUAAGAACUGAGUUAAGAGGUACUGUCUUGCCAGGUGUUGUGAAGAGCUUAGAGCCUCUGCAGUCACAUGUUUCCCAAGAGAUGCAAGGACUACUCAAGACUGCUGAAGGUCAGGUCAUAGACUCUGUCUCCAAAAUUAUUCAUACAAGAUCAUUUUUGGACAACCUUGUUGGGUCAUUAAGUUCAGUGCUGGUGAUGACAGUGCAGAACUCCUGCCGAGAAGCGUACACCAAAAUACUUCUGCCCGGACUCAAUGCUCUUACUCAACAGAUCUUCACUCAAGUUAAUGAUAACUUUAGUCGAGGCACCAGAGAAUAUCUUCAAAAUUUAGAGAGUGAGGUACAAGGAGGACGGACAGCAGUACAGGAGGUGUAUAAUAAGGCUGCACAGUCCCUCAACUCUUCCUGCACAUCUCUAAACACACAGUCCAAGUCUUUACAAGAAAAUAUCACCAAACUGACAGCUCAACAGAAUGUGUUAACAGAGUCUCUCAGUGAGCGAAUACGGGGGUUGGUACGGGAAGAGGUCACACACGCUUUACAAGAGCACCAGGCAAUAGUUGAUGCCCGAAGUCGUGCCCAUACUCCUGCCCCAACAUCACACACACUUAACCCUAAAGUGGCACAGCAGCAAGUUCAAGCACUUAUUUCACAGGGACAAUUCAACGCAGCCUUCAAACAGGCACUGUCUGCAUCUGACUUGAGCCUGGUUGUAUUCGUGUGUGAGCGCGUCAACCCACAACAAGUCUUCAAUAUGACUCCGUGCCCACUUAGUCAAGAUGUCCUUCUUUCCUUGGUGAAUCAGUUAUCUCAUGACCUCUCCACCUUUACAGAUCUCAAGAUCAAGUAUUUGGAGGAAGCAGUUAUGAAUUUGGAUGCAUCUCACCCUGUAACCUGCGAGCACAUGAGACCAGUCCUCCAGGGAUUUCAACGUAACCUACACACGUACCUCUCUGCAAAUCCUAACCAUAAGAAGGUCAAAAUGCUUCUUAUGGCUGUCAACCACCUUGUUGCCUUGUAAACCAGUAUCAGCAUGUGAGGUGUAAAUACUUAUUUUUACUUAACCAGCGAGGUGUAAGUACAGUAAUGUAUCCUGUCUUUCAGGUGUAGAUAACAUGUGUGUUUUAUAUAAUUUGGAUAUCAUUUAAUUUCUCAUAUUUCAGUAUGUGAUUUGUUAUCCUUUGCACCUCUCAUGUGAAAUAUAAUGUACAGCAUCGGUACUUUUCUUGCAUUAUGUGGUGUGAAAUACAGUACAUCAUAAAUUUUUACUUGCCAAUAGCUCUGUCACUACUGAAAAUCUUAGCCAUUACUUUCUCUAAACCAAUUCUAUCUGUUAUCAAUAUGUAUCUGGCUUUUCCAUGUGCUGCAUCAUCUAAAGGGUUAAUGGCUUGAUUGUGUUCCUUAUAUUUUUACUUGAAUGAUUAAUGCUGUGAGCAUUCAGCCAUUUUGCAGAUAUUCAGGGAAGACAAAAUUUUAUUUGUUUUUGAACUUUUUUGUUAUUUAUUUAAUCCUCUCUAUUUCUCAUACUAGAUCAUAAUUUGCGUAGAAGAGAAGAAGUCCGUCCCUUGAAAAGGUUUAUCACACGAGUAGGUAUUUAGGUUUAUGCACAUUAAUAUUUUUGGUCAUCAUGGAGAACUUGUUGAUACAGUACUGUAUCACUUAGUAAAAUGAUGGAAUUAUCUGGCAUGCAUGAGGGUGGAAUUUCAUGAUUAAACUCAACAUAAUUUUCAGUACUGAAGAGCUCUCCUUAGUGAACACUUAACAUACUUGAUGUGUUCCUGAACAUUGGUUUUCCUUAGAUACACUUGUUUUAAACUGACUUAUAUCACGGAACAUUCCCCCCCCCCCAACCACAUAUUUUUACCCUGAAUUGUCUCUAAUAAUGACAGAAUGGUGAAGUAAAAGCAAAGAUAGUUAGAACUGUGAACAAGUGUACAAUAGGAAUGAUAUCAUGUACAGAGGAAAGACAAAGGAAAAGUGAUAAGUUUAGAUUUAAAAAUUGAUGUGUUGAGGCAUUUUGAAUAAGGGGAGCAAGCUGUGAAUAUCACUAGAGUCCUAUGCUUGAUGUUUUAAACAAAAAAGUUUUCCAUUCAAAAAAUUCAAAUUUUUUUGUUGAAAUUAAAUUUCAGUGUUUAACAUCAUUUGUGGCAUUUUCAUCUUUUUUUAUCUCCAAAAGCUUAGUUUGAAGUAAUUCUCAAUAUAUGACCUUUUCUUCUUCCCUAAAAUAUUUGUUCACAUUUUUUUGUUUUAAUUGAAAAACAGUACUGUACUAUUUAUUUAUAUAAGAAAAAUAUUAUAAAAACAUCCCCUCGGAACAUAACCCCAAUUAUAACAUUAGACUUGCAGUAAUAUUGGCGCGGCAGGAGCGUGACCGAGAUACGUUAUCAGCUUCAUUUUAUCUAGUUUAUUACUGUACCAACAACACAUGCUAAUUUUACCUCCUGAAUGACUCCUGCCAGUUCUACAAGAGCUUGUGGACUUGAGUAGUUCAGUAGUUACAGACAAGAAGAUAAAUUAUUAUUUGGAGGUAGAGAGGCAGCUUUCAGGGAAUUUCAUAGGGAUUAUUUUAAUUUUCUCAUCAAAAGUAAUAACAAACCUUUUCAUCUUAACCCUUUUAUGGUCUUUCAACACAAAUUGCAUCACUAAGCACUCCUGUGCCGGUGCAACUCCUCCCGCUCAGCUGUGUGUCACACUGAGAGCACCCCUUCUAUAAGCAGAAAUGUGGGAACAGUGGACUGGCCCUGUGAACCACACAAGUUCCUCCCACUAGCCCCGUGGGCUGGUAGAUGCAUCUCUUAAAGGUGAAAUAUGAGUUUGGAUCGCUCUAUACUUAUUAAAAGGGUAAACGUUCCUGUUACCGACUUGAUCUAUGUCGAAAGACUGCUAGGGGAUGAGAUUUCCGACCAUGGCCAGAAGUACCAGAGGGUCAGUACCACCAUAUGCAGCAGCAUCUAUUUUACUUUACAUUUUACUUUUUUUGCUCAAAGUACUGUAGGAAAUAACAAGAUAUAUUGUCAGAAUACAAAAUAUGUAAACAUAGCCAACUUUGAUCAUGCCCUAUACAAAACUAUCCAAAUAAAGCAAGAACAAAGGAAGUAGCACAAGUGAGGAGCAUCUGCAACCUUGUACCGGGGACUGGUCCAACAUGAGUCCAAUGUAUGCACCUUGGAAUAUAAAUAUACCCAUGUACGUGCAUAACAUAAAAUAAUUAGUACCGUUAUAAAAUAUACAUAUCAUUGAAUGUAUGUUAACCAGAUGCUAACUAUACAAUAUAUAUGAUAUUGAAAGAAAGAAUUCUUUCAUUGAAUACAAUUAUGUAGAUACUGUACUGUACUCCAUGUGGUCUUGCAGACUUUAUUAUUAGCAUCUCAUUUACUCUAUGGUGUAUUCAGCACUGAACAGUAAAUAUCUACUUAAAAUACUGCUUCUAGUCGACAUGCUUAUUUUGUCCAAAUAAACCCCGUAUUUGCGGUUGUUCAGCAUAAUAUAUGUACAGUGAAACCUAGAUCUAGCGGAUAUAGCACCUCCCGGAUGCAGCCACCACAUGGUUUUUGCGCCAAUUCAUUUGUUGGCAUCAGCCUAACAGUGUGGAACUCCCGCAAUUCUUUGUUGAAAUCUUUUAUUUUUGUUCCCUGACCAUUGUCAAGGUACUGUACCUGUAUUAAAGGCUAUUGAGGAAAAGAGGUCAGUGUAACAACUGCUAGAAUCAUGGAAGAGUUGACAUAACCAAACAAAGCAGUGUUGUACAUAAAUCAAAGCGAGGAAAAGCUUCAGGAAUUUUCUCUGAAGUUUGAUGUGAAUACUGAAAGUUCAAUGUCAUCUAGAAAAUUUUUAAAGCAUCCUAGUGAUACAGAAUUGGAUGAAGCCUUGUAAAAAUGUCAUCUUCAACAGUGCUCAAGUGGUGUUGAUGUUCAUGGUGUUGAAUACAGAAUGCUGCAGAAUCAUUUGAAAAUUCCUAAUUUUAAAGCAAUCACUGGUUGGUUAUGACAUGUUUUAUUUAAUUUUUUUUUAUUGCUGUGUGUGGCAUGUAAUUUUAUACUCCUGUCUAAUGAACUUUCAGUUCUAGUGGACUACCCUCACCCAAUAUAGGCCAUUAGAUGGAGGCUUCACUGUACAGUAUUAGGAAAUUAGAUAUAAUCAAACUUAAACAAAUGUUUUUUUAAAGGUGCUGUUAUUCCGGUGUAACAGAUUUACUAAUUGUGUUUUACUGUAUAAAGAUGAUCAUUGGUCUUGUAGAUGGAGAAGGUUUUGUAUUUCCUCUAACCAGGUUCAAGAAAAAAUAAUAAUUAGAUGCAGUGAUAUACCAUACACUUUAUAAAUAUUUCACAUCUUAUUAUCCAUACAGAGGAAUAUAUACAGUGAUGCCAAUCACCAAUGAUGGAUACUAAAGAUUAUGCUUUCAAAAUAGUUUUCUUAUUGUUUACAAAUUAUCUUCCAUAUAAAUCCAAUUUUCCAGGGUUUUGUGUCAUGUGAUACAGAUUAUUCUCUUCUUUAUUAAUUUAAAAUGCCAGAUAGUUUAUUUACAUGAAAUGCAAUAUUUAUUUGGUUUUACAAUUUGCAGCCCUUAUAAUUCUUUUGUUAAUAUAAAAUGAGGAAUUUGAUGCUAAGUUAUGAGGUUAAAGUCUCAUACAAUCUUUACUGCUUAUCAUUUCUCUUAUGUGUAUGCUAUGCCCUAUGUGCUUACAAAAUAAGUAAACUGUAUGACAUGUAAACAUGCAGCCUUGCUGGUUAUCAUCAUUCCAGAAGUACAUCAAAUUACCAGACUUCUGCAUAUCUAAAAUGUUGUUUAACCAGACUGAUUGAAUCAACUGCAGAAUAGUCACACCAAGGUGAACAUAAUAUAAGCUCAAUUGUGUGGCCAUUAAAUCAGCAAGGCAUUACAAGUUACUGGUCUGUGUUUUAUGAAUUAUAGAGGUUCUUUUUAGUGGUGCAUAUCUAUUAAAUGGAAUUUUCUUUCAGAUAUUACAUAAAAACAACAAAUCACCUUCCUAGAGUUAUGUGGACAGUGUGUUAAUGUAUAAACAUAUGGUGAAAAUAUAGAUAAUUUUCAUGUGUUUACAGUUUUUUUUGUAUUUUUUUGGCAAGAGACUUUUUUAUUUUUAAGUAAUAGUGAAUAUUGAAUUUAUAAUUCUAAGGUACUUGGUACUUCCACUUUACAGCCAUUCAUCAUUAUGCUAUAUACUGUAUAUAAAGCUCAAGUAUUGAAACAUAACACAUUGAUGAAUACUGUCAGAGGGGGCAAUCUCGGUCUCACUGAUUGCCAAUCUGGUAAAAAAAAAUUGUCAAGCUCAUUGUUCUUGUGACAUUAGUUUUUCUUUUAAUUUUUAGUCCUUUUUUUUUUUUAUUCAACAGUGAACAGAACUAUAAAUUGUUCCUUUUAAAUCAAUUUCUUGUUGCUGAUGUGUAACUUAAAACAAUAACCUACAAGGAAAUAAUGCCACUGACUUUAGGAGGUUGACAUACACCACUACUGCAUUUACUAUAGCUCUAAGUAUCACAAC